UUUUAUAACCCUAGUUUUCCUGCUUCUAAACUCUCUGUUCUCACCAUAAUCUUGUUCUUAACAGUAAAAAAUUUUGGGUUUUUUUCUUUUCUUAUUGUACUAACGGUUAAAUAUCCGAUUUUCUUUUGUUGGGUUGUUUUUUGUAUUUAUGCUGGUGAAGAAAUAUGGGUGUACUGGAAAAGAUUUCGGAAGUAUUGUAUGACAAUGAGGAGAAGACAGUUGAGUUGAGGCAAAAGAUUCUGACGUUGAUUUUAGAAUGGGGGUGUUUUGAUAAGGACUUAAAAUUGCCUAACAACUGUUUGAAGGAAUGUUUCACUGAUACUAGGGAGUCGUUAGAGAGGAAAGAGGAGGAGUUGGAGUUGAAGUGGAAAAAGUUGAGUGCGGCGAGGAGAGGGUUUGCUGAGACUGUGAAGUUAAGGGAGGAGAAGUUGAAUGAUCAGGAGAAGAUGGUGGAGAGAUUAUGGGAGGAGGUUGAGUUUGAGAGGAAACAAAUUGGGGAUGUGGAGGAGAAGUUAAUGGGGAUUCAUGCGAAAGAGAAGGAGUUGAACAAGAUUCAGAUUUGGAUUCGCAAUGAAACACAAGCUCUUGAGUUGAAAGAUCAAGAAUUGGCUGAAAAGAUGGAGGAGUUUCAAAAGUUGCAGAGCAUGAAGAAGGAAUAUGACGUUAAGGUAAUGGGGUUGGAAUCUAUAAAGAAUGAACUUAGGGCGAUCGAGAAUAACUUGGAUAAUGUGAAAAAAGAACUAAAGGAGAAUGAAAGUAACUUGGAAUCUGUGAAGAAGGAUGUUAUUUUCCAGGAAAGUAAGUUGGAUAAUGCAAAGAAAGAACUAAGGGUGACUGAAAAUAACUUGGAUUAUGUGAAAAAAGAACUAAAGGAGAAUGAAAAUAACUUGGAAUCUUUGAAGAAGGAUAUCACCUUCCAGGAAGGUAAGUUGGAUAGUAUGACGAAAGAAUUAAGAGCAAAGGAAAGUAAAUUGGAGGUUUUGAAGAAAGAAAUUAGAGAAAAGGAAAAUAACUUGGAAUUUGUGAACAAGGCACUUGUUGUUAAGGGAAACAGGUUGGAUGGUGUGAAGAAAGUAUUAAGCGUGAAGGAAGGUAACUUAGAUUAUUUGGAGAAGGAACUUAGAGAAAAGGAUAAGAAAAUGGAUUAUCUGAAAAAAGAACUAAAGGAGAAUGAAAAUAACUUGGAAUCUGUGAAGAAGGAUCUCACUGUUAAGGAAAGUAAGUUGGAUAGUGUGAAGAAAGAAAUUGGAGUAGAGGAAAGUAAACUGGAGAUAUUGAAGAAAGAAGUUACAGAAAAGGAAAAUAACUUGGAAGCUGUGAACAAGGCACUUGCUGUUAAGGAAAACAGGUUGGAUGGUGUGAAGAAAGUAUUAACACUGAAGGAAGGUAGCUUAAAUUGUGUGGAGAAGGAACUUCGAGAAAAUAAAAAAACAAUGGAUUAUGUGAAAAAGGAACUAAGGGAGAAAGAAACCAACUUGAAUUCUAUGAAGAAGGAACUUGCUGUUAUAGAAAAUAUGUUGGAUGGUAUGAAGAAAGAACUGACAUUGGAGGGAAGUAACUUAGAUGUUGUGGUGAAGGAACUUAGAGAAAAGGAAAAAAAAAUGGACUAUGUGAACAAGGAACUAUGGGAGAAGAAAACUAACUUGGAUUCUAUGAAGAAGGAAAUUGCUGUUUUGGAAAACAUGUCGGAUAGUAUGAAGAAAGAACUGACGUUGAAGGAAACUAACUUAGAUGUUGUGAGGAAGGAACUUAAAGAAAGGGUAAAAAACUUGAAUUUUGUCGAAACGGAGCUGAGGGAGAAGGUGAACGAAUCGGAGUCGGUGAAAAACGAAUUCAAAGCUGAAGCGGAUAACUUGAAUGCUCGUAGAAAGCAAGUUGAAUCUAAUGAGGAGAUCUCGUCCUCAAUGAAGAAGGAACUCGAACACAAGGAGAAAUUUCUGGGUGCAAUGAAGAAGAAACUUGAACUCCAGGAGGAACACUUGAAGUCAUUCAGUGAGAGACUCCAUUUAAGGGAGAUAGAGCUUGAUUCUACUCAAGAAGCAUAUGAGCAGCGUGUUGAAGUGCUUAAUUCAAAGGAGAAGAAGCUAAAUUCAGCAGAGGAAUUUACGAAAAAAAGCUAUGAGGGGUUUCAAUCUGAAAAGAGACGAUUCCUUGUAGAGCAAGGACUUUUUGAGCAACGCAUGAAAGAUGUUAUACUUAGAGAGGAGAGGAUUAAGGAUAGAUUAGAGGAGCUUGAAUCAAGAGAGAAACAUUUUGAGGAUCAGUGUAGAGAGCUCAGAGAGAAGGAGAAACAGUUGAAUGGUAUUCCUAAUGUGCACUUAAAGACACAAGCUACUGAAGAUGUAACAGUGGACAGGGUCUAUACUAUUGUAGGUAGUUCUGCUGUUACAAGAUUUGCUGUGAUAAUGGAUGGGAAGAGCUUACAGAUAUUCUUAAAUGAGCAUGAGAAGGAGCUGGAUUUGAUGUCUGAUGACGUUUUUGAGGCUCUGCAGAUGUCUCCUGACCCUGCAAAAUUGGUGCUUGAUGCAAUGGAAGGGUUCUAUCCUCCCCAUUUGAGAAAAGGAGAAACAGAGUUUGAGGGUAGUGUUGCCCGACGAAGCUGCAUUCUUCUGUUAGAGCAGUUAAUUAGGGUUUCACCAGAGAUUCAAGGUUCAACAAGGGAAACAGCAAGAUGCAUUGCAAGGGAUUGGAAGGUUAAAAUAAAGGCGACAGAAGGGAACCAAGAUGAGAUCUUGGUUUUCUUGUAUCUUUUGACUGCGUACAAUUUGGUUUCUUUCUUUGAUGCUGAUGAACUUGUGAUCCUGCUGGAGAUUGUUGCUAAGCAUGACAAAUUUGCAGAAUUGUGUCGUUCUCUUGGUAUGAAGCAGAAUUUACCUUGUUUUGUCCAGAAUCUUCUAACCAAGCAGCAACACCUUGAAGCUAUUAGAUAUGCUUAUGCUUUUGAACUAGUGGACCAUUUCCCGCCCACAGCCAUUCUGAAAGAUUACUUGGAACGUGUUGAACGUAAUUAUGUGAGUGUCUUGGAGAAAGAGACCUGCUCCGCUGAAGAAAAGAUUGAAGCCAUUGAACGAAUGGUUGCUUCUGUUAGAGCUGUUAUCAGAUGUAUUCUGGAUUACAAACUUCAGUCUCAAUAUCCGGUAGAACAACUUGAAGAGAUGAUAGAAUUUCUUACAAGGCAGAAGGAAGAUCAAGCUGCAUUAUCCCUCAUUUGUGAGGCUAAAAGGCCAGAGCAAGCUAAUGUGGAUCAGAUGGGAUCUACUAAUCCAUCUAUUCCCACAGGCACCAAGGCCCUCAACUCUCUAUCAGUCUCUGCUAAAGCCUGCGCUUGCACUUUCGAUCAUUCCAAUACUAUGGCAAUUAUCCUUAUGAACAUGAGUGGAAAGAAUUUACAGAAUUUUUUAAACAAGCAUUCUAAGGAGCACAAGUUGUUGCGCAGUGAAGUCUUUAGUGCUCUUCAAAUGUCACUGGACUCAGAUAUGCUUGUGUUGGAAGCACUGGGAGGGUUUUAUCCUCCCAACCACCAGAGAGAAGAGAUUGGAUUACAUCGUAAUAUUAUCAGGCAGAGUUGCAUCCUUUUAUUAGAACAAUUGAUGGAACUUUCACGGGAGAUUAUACCAGAGGCUAAAUUAAAAGCAAGCAAGCUUGCAUUUGCCUGGAAAGCAAAGAUGAUGGCUGAAAUGGAAAACCAUUUGACAAUCUUGGGUUUUCUGCUUCUUGUAGGUUGCUAUAGAUUGUCCUCUGCCUUCGAUAAAGAUGAACUUGAGAGUUUGUAUCACAAGGUAGCACAUCAUGUGAAUACAUCUAAAAUUUGUCACGUCCUUGGUAUUUCAGAUAAUACUUCAAAAAAAUCCAAGAGACAUCAGGCUCAAGGCUGUACAGAUGAAUCUAUUUGCGACAACAUGGAUAUAAAUGGCGAAGGACACGAUGUAAUCUGCCAUUGUGCUUCAAGUUCACAUUGUACAUCAGAUCCUGCUUUGCUUGUAUUGGAUGCUUUCCUGAGCUGUCAUCCCACAAAAAUAGUGAGGUGUGAAAACUUCCCAUCAGUUAUGAGGGCUUUCUCUGAUCUGUUGGACCAACUGAGAGGAGUUUCUCCAGAAAUUGAACUUCAUGUUAAAAAGGAAGCUUUUGUGUUUGCAUCUGACUGGUAUUCUACAUUGAUCGGGUCCGAAGUAAAUCCUACCGAGGUCGUGGCUUUUUUGCAGCUUUUAGCUAUUUAUAAAAUAACAGAUUCUUUCCAUCCAGAUGGACUUUUAGGUCUCCUGGAGAAAGUUCAGCCAACCAAAAGGGUUGUUUCUUUGGUCAAAAUCCUUGGGCUGACAGAUGAGAUCCAAUGCUUGGUCCAAAAUCUUAGAAAUAAAAAGCAGUGGCUGGUGGCAUUUAAUUAUGUCUAUGCAUUUGAGCUUGUUAACUUGGUUUCACCAGUGUUGCUCCUGAAGGAUUAUGUAAGUCACUCAAAACAGAUUGCCAAGCGAAUACUUCAUACUGGAAAUAGUUCUUAUCAAGCCCAAAUCAAGGCUAUGAACUGUGAAAUAUAUGCACUAAGAAAUGCAGUUAGACAUAUUGUGGAUCGUGAUCUUCAAUCGGAAUAUUCACCUUUCUGUCUUGAACGACAGAUCGAAAGACUUCAAUAUCAGAUGUCAAACUUGAGGCAAUCAAACUCAAAUUGGGACUUAACUGCUAAGUUCCAACAAGAUGAACCAAAUAACGGAACUUGCGAAUCUGCUCCAUUUGCUCAAGUGCGAAAAGAGUUCACAAGGAAACGCUCUGCCCCAGCUGGCGAAACUUAUGCUAUCUACAGGGCUCAACAAACACAGUAUUUUAAGCGCCCUUGUCAUUUAUCCAUGAGGAGAUGAGCUGUAUCAAGUGUUAUAUUGACAAACUUUCACAGCUAUGUUCUGUACAAUCAUUGUGGGUGUGCUUUGUGGAGGAACAUUUGAAGGGCUAAGAAGAGUUCAAUGAUAACAUUUUGAGGCUUACUUUUCCAAUUAUUUACAUGAUUUCUUUGCCAGCAGGAGGUAAACAAUUCAAUGAUUCCGAAGGCUAUCAGAACCUGACUAAAUUUCUUCACAAACAAUGCACAUAAAAGGACUACCAUGAUAUUGAAGGCGAGGUGGUUGUGGUGGUAUAUGUGUAAGGUCACGGGUGAAGG
Molecule: messenger RNA, 5149 nt
Organism: Solanum stenotomum
Lineage: Eukaryota; Viridiplantae; Streptophyta; Magnoliopsida; Solanales; Solanaceae
Product: FRIGIDA-like protein 5
Exons: 6
Coding region: 165-4853 (1562 amino acids)
Source: RefSeq, a predicted model, not a curated record